This is a messenger RNA of Chinchilla lanigera (long-tailed chinchilla), 3363 nucleotides long. It is a transcript of the gene Vps26a, whose product is annotated as VPS26 retromer complex component A. Gene Ontology annotation, biological process: retrograde transport, endosome to Golgi; intracellular protein transport. The transcript has 9 exons. The coding region runs from base 16 to 1380 and encodes 454 amino acids. Lineage: Eukaryota; Metazoa; Chordata; Mammalia; Rodentia; Chinchillidae. The record is from RefSeq and is a predicted model, not a curated record. Gene Ontology annotation, cellular component: endosome; retromer complex.
AGCAAAGGUGGAAGAAUGUCCGAAGUCCGGCUUAACAACACAUCUCUCGCGAGGCCUAAGGAAGCGGCGCCUCGGCUAACGGCCCCCAUUCGCCUCGGGAACAUUGCCACCCAGACAGCGCUUCCGCACACACCCUUCCUUCAGUCCUUCCCGGCCACUCUCCUCCACCCGGUGCAGGAACUGGGUGUGUCAGAGGACUCGCUAGUGCACUGCCGGCCACGUGACGCGGGGCGGGGCGGGGAGGCGGAGCCAGGGAACUGCCUUCCCCCAGGUCCCUCCCGCCCAACGUCAUGGGGUGACCCCGCCCCAUCCGCCGAGGGGAGGAGCACGAGACCCCGCCCCCAAACGGCCUUUCCUGGAGGGACCGGCCGGCCAGUCGGCUGGAGGGCGGGGCGAGAGAGUUUUCUCGGAGGCUUUUUUGGUCCUAUUUGUGAGAUUGACAUUGUCCUUAAUGAUGGGGAAACGCGGAAGAUGGCGGAGAUGAAGACCGAAGAUGGCAAAGUGGAAAAACACUAUCUCUUCUACGAUGGAGAGUCUGUUUCAGGAAAGGUAAACCUAGCCUUUAAGCAACCUGGAAAGAGGCUAGAGCACCAAGGAAUUAGAAUUGAAUUUGUAGGUCAAAUUGAACUUUUCAAUGACAAGAGUAAUACUCAUGAAUUUGUAAACCUAGUGAAAGAACUAGCCUUACCUGGAGAACUGACUCAGAGCAGAAGUUACGACUUUGAAUUUAUGCAAGUUGAAAAGCCAUAUGAAUCUUACAUCGGUGCCAAUGUCCGCUUGAGGUAUUUUCUUAAGGUGACAAUAGUGAGAAGACUGACAGACUUGGUAAAAGAGUAUGAUCUUAUUGUUCACCAACUUGCCACCUAUCCUGAUGUUAACAACUCUAUUAAAAUGGAAGUGGGCAUUGAAGAUUGUCUACAUAUAGAGUUUGAAUAUAAUAAAUCAAAGUAUCAUUUAAAGGAUGUGAUUGUUGGAAAAAUUUACUUCUUAUUAGUAAGAAUAAAAAUACAACACAUGGAGUUACAACUGAUCAAAAAAGAGAUCACAGGAAUUGGACCCAGUACUACAACAGAAACAGAAACUAUUGCCAAAUAUGAAAUAAUGGAUGGUGCACCAGUAAAAGGUGAAUCCAUUCCAAUCAGACUGUUUUUAGCAGGAUAUGACCCAACACCAACAAUGAGAGACGUGAACAAAAAAUUCUCAGUCAGGUACUUUUUGAAUCUAGUGCUUGUCGAUGAGGAAGACAGAAGGUACUUCAAGCAGCAGGAAAUCAUCUUAUGGAGAAAAGCUCCUGAAAAACUGAGGAAACAGAGAACAAACUUUCACCAGCGAUUUGAAUCUCCAGACUCACAGGCAUCUGCUGAACAGCCUGAAAUGUGAACUGAAUAGAAAGAGAAAAGAAAAAAAUCCAUACCCAUUGAGACUAAGAUCAGCAGGUUAAAGAUGGUUGCAGCAUGUGUGUGUGUGGGGAGGAGGCCUAAACUCCAUAUACAAUAGUCUUCCUUUAUCUUACAGUGCUGCAUUUAUUUUACAGUAUAACUAAAUGUUCUUCAUGUAUAAACAUUUUUAAAAGUGCUUUCUUUGAAACACUGGAGAUUUCUUGAGCUGCCUUUAUUUUUAUUUUUACUGCACACUUUGAUGAUAAGCACUCAGAUAUUGCAUCAGCAUAAACAUUAAAGAUUUUCAUUUGAAUAGGAUGGUAUUUGUAAUUUUGCUUUCUUUCCUCAUGAUGUUGACUGUAAAUCCUUUUCUUUCAUACUAAUGAAUAAUUACAUGCAAAAAAUUAAAUACCUUGUGUUUGAGUCAAAUUAGAAAAUAUAAGUGGACCUUACACCCUGCAAAUAUUUAGAACAUGGCAUCUAUAUAUAUAAAAAUUUUUUCUUCUUUUUUUUUUUUGGUACCGGGAAUCAAACUCAGGACUGUGCUUGCCAGGCGGGUGCUGUGCCCCUGAGCUAUAUCCCCGGCGCAUCUCAAUAUUUUUGAGAACUACAUUUGUUUUUACAUAUGCAUUUGAGAACUGUAUAUGUAGAGUUUCACUGAAGGUGCUUCUGGGCCUACUGUUUCAUAGCUUUUUGCAUUUUAUCCUCUUUGAAGACUUCUGUGAUACGGAUAUUUUUCCCCCUGGGGAUUACGUGGCAUGCCAUUGUGGCCCUCUUCUCUCCCCCAUAUUAAGUAAUCAUUUUGCUAUUCCAGGCAGUGCCACCAUGUGUUCGGAAACAUGGAGUUGACAUAUCUUGGCAUUUUAGAACUUGAUAGCAACUACAUAUUUUCCCAUAGUUAGAAAUAUGUGUGUGUAUAUAUAUUUUUUAAUUUAAGGAAUAUUCUUGUCACAUGUAUGCAAAUAGCAUUUUCAUGAUUUACAGAUUUAUUCACUUUUCAGGGGAAAAUGGGGAGAUGGGGGAUCAGGAGGAACUUGUGAGGUGUAUAAUUAUCCAGAUCUUGACAAUUUCGUGUUUAUUAAGCUGGAAUUAUGGCUAUUUCAAACUCCACUUAAAUUUCACCUACUCUGUCUGAAUUUUUUUAAAACACUAAAUCGAAGUCAUUUUUUCAGUGUCUUAAAAGGAAGGUUGCAGUCAUCCACUCAUGGGCUGGGGUCUGUCUCAGAUAAGCUGAAUGCGGAAUGUAGAAACCAAAACAAAGCCUGCUGCUGGAGAGUACUUUCACUUACCAUUCAUUGGUUUUUGUACCAGUAUCUUAAAAUACAGUUCAGUGCAAGUUCUGUCAGUUAAUCUUGCUUUAUGAAUGAGCUGAUAACCCAAACUACAUUUCUUUAAACCUGUUGUACUACUAUGGCACUUUGAUAAAAUUGGCAGUAACCAACUUCUUUACUGGCCAAAGGUUCCAUGUACCAUGUGCUGGAGCAUUUUAAAUGUGGGUAUCUAUGAAUGGUUAUGUUUUCCUUCAUGUAAGUGCCUGUUCAAAAUUUUUAAAAUGCCAAAUAUUUUCAUGGUCACUUGCAUGUAGUAAUUUAGAAAAUAUUCAGAGAUUUUGAAAUCUAACUGUAUUUAACCAGCCUCAAAUUGUGCAACCAUAAUGUAUAAUAAAGAAUUUGAAACAGAAACUGAGCUUGCUAGUUGAUUAAAGUAGCAGUAUUUUCAAAUCUCAAUAUUUAACAUUCAGGAUAGCAUUUCUCAAUAGUUGGGGAAAUUAUGAUGAUAAGUUUUUUAUAAACAGUACCAGUUUCAGCUAUAAAUUGUUCUAUAAUGCUUUUAAUUAGUUGGCUUAAAAGACUAUUGUCUCCAAGAUGAUUAUUCACCUUGCAUGAGAUUUUGUUGUAUAACAAAUUCAAAGAAUACAAAAUCAAAACCAGUAUUUGUUGAUUUGAGUCGAGUUGGCCAGUUAGAAAUAAAAAGCUGAAAACAA